AUUUAGAUUGGCGCCGAAGCCGCAGGCCCUUCUUACCUUACCUUCACACACUUACCCAACAAACCCUUGGACGCGCAAACGCUCACUACCUAGUGCUCAGUGGUAAGUGGGUUUUUUUGUGUCAGGAUUUUUUCGAUGCCGACUGAUGGAAACUUAAUUCCUAUUUUUAUUGCACUUUUUGAGUUAGUUCAGUUUGACAUUUGGGGAGUCCACAUUUUUCUUAAAAUGCGCCUCGAACAGCUCGAAAACCAAAACCCCAACGUUUAUAACAAAACCACUGAUCGUUUAAUCACAGCUGAAGAAGAAAACGACGAUGUUGUUGACGAAUUUGACUCCAGAGAAAUUUUUGAUCUGAUUAGAAAUAUCACUGAUCCAGAACAUCCCCUAACUCUAGAGCAAUUGCACGUCGUCCAGGAAAGUCUGAUUCAAGUUGACAAUGCAAAUAAUUCGAUUUUUGUAAAUUUUACACCAACUAUACCACAUUGUAGUAUGGCCACACUAAUAGGACUUUCAAUUCGUGUGAAAUUACUUAGGUGUUUACCGGCAAGGUUUAAAGUGAGGGUUGAGGUCACUAAAGGGACUCAUAAUGCGGAAAAUUCGGUAAAUAAACAACUAGCUGAUAAGGAAAGGGUUGCGGCGGCUUUGGAAAACCCACACUUGAUCCAGGUCAUCAACCAGUGCAUUUCCAACAGAAAACGCGGUUAAUUUAUUGUAAAAAAAUGUAAAGUGUUGUAAAUAAAGAAAUAAAAAAUU
Messenger RNA from Tribolium castaneum (red flour beetle), 753 nucleotides. RefSeq names its product galla-2 (gene galla-2). The record is from RefSeq and is a predicted model, not a curated record. Gene Ontology annotation, biological process: iron-sulfur cluster assembly. Gene Ontology annotation, cellular component: cytosolic [4Fe-4S] assembly targeting complex. The transcript has 3 exons. Bases 136 to 705 code for a protein of 189 amino acids. Lineage: Eukaryota; Metazoa; Arthropoda; Insecta; Coleoptera; Tenebrionidae.